GUGACAGUGUAGUUUUCCGCUUCCAUAAACAAGCUGACUGUCAGAGUUAGCUGCCAGCCCUGCGAGCGUCUGGGCUGAGUCUCCUUUUGAGGGAGUCGGACGUUACUGACAGGGAAAGUGAGCAAAGGAGAAGAGGGAGAAAGUAGGGGGAACAGGAAAAGAGACGGGACAGAAAGACAGGAAAAUCCAUCAAAAAAAAAAAAAAGGACAGGAAAGAAUUGACAGGAGAGAAGGGAGAAGACGAGAGGAACAGACAGACUGAACUGAGCUUCAGUCUCUCUUCCUCUCCUUUGACAAAGCAGAUAAAGUCAUGGCUGCGAACAACACAAAUUUCCUUCUGGAAAUGCUUCAGCCUGCCGACGUUGACCACCUGAUUAUAGCUUUCUGUGCUUCUGUGGCAGUGGGCCUUCUCUUGGGCGCCCUAGUUUAUGUGAUGCUUACUUGGUUUUCCCGACACAAAGCAGGCUCUGCCAGCAUCACCCGCCGCCCGCAUCGCCGCUCGCACACUUCUUCCCGCCAUCGUCCAGGCUUUAACCGCAGCAGCAGCUAUGACCGGCGAAGCAACAACAGCUUAGUGACAGCUGCUUUCACCUUUCACCGCCAGACUUCCUCUCCAGAUCACUUUGACGCAAUGGCGCAUAAAUCCAGCUUCAGGGGCUCCACCUUCCACCCGCUCCUCCAGUGCAGCCAAAUUGCAAGAGAGGCAGAGGAGGGGAGCCAAACCACACUGCCACGUACACCACCUCUGACUACAUCAACUGGAUCAGCUCAAAGCAUAGCCCAGCCAGCUGCCACCCCACAAAGACCAGAGUCAUUUUGGGGGAACAGUGUGAGAGGUCUUCAUGCUACGCAGACCCCACCUCCAGCUUAUGAGAGCAUAAUCAGAGCUUAUCAGGAAACCCGAACCUAAGAGGAGUGAAAGCACCACUGGCUGAUACUAAUUGGGAGAUGAACGGAUUUCCAAACUGGACUAAAUCUAUAAUGAUUUUUAUGAUCAGGUGGAGCUGGAGUGGAGAAAACAUUUAUAAUUAUUUAUAAUGUAAGGCAAGACAUAUGCUUUCUCUGUGCAGGUCAUAUAAUAACUAUGCAAGAAAAGAUGUAAUGAUUGUACACGUGAAGCUUAAAAGAUAAAUAAAAAGUGUGUGUAAGCCUGUAGUUAAUAAAGUGCAUUAGACUAUUUGAUGUUUUAUCAAAUUCAUGUUGAAAACUUGGUUAAAUGGACCUGAUGUUUGUUAUUUUCUGAAUCACAUAUUCAAGAUGAUUUUGUUUAUGUGUUUGCAUGAACAGCACUUGCGAAUGUGACAUGUGAGAAAAUGUGGGCAUUAGGUAUAAGAAUUUUUGUUUUGUAUGUUUUGAAUGUAUUUUACUGGACUCUGCUCUUAAGUUAAUGCAAUAAAGCAAGACUCAAAAAAG
Molecule: messenger RNA, 1413 nt
Organism: Neolamprologus brichardi
Lineage: Eukaryota; Metazoa; Chordata; Actinopteri; Cichliformes; Cichlidae
Gene: myct1a
Product: myc target 1a
Cellular component (GO): nucleoplasm
Source: RefSeq, a predicted model, not a curated record